AUGAAUCUAAUGAUCGCGGUGACAGCUCGCCCUGCGCCUCUCGCUUCGAGACCCGCCGGCUCGUCAGGAGAUCAGUACAGGACGGCAAACCUGAUGCAGCCCCCGCUGGCUAUGGCCAAUAGUACGUCCUGCGUGCAGAAGUUGUCGACUCGUGCUCGAGUUUCGCAACUGACGACCGGUGUGACUGCGCGCCCUUGCAUUCCAGCGUUUCGCAAAUAUGUGGGUGGCAGCGUCUCAGCGUCGGGGAGCAAUCUGUCGAGAUUUUGGCCUAAACUGACGACAGUGCCGUUGCUCAUGCACAGAUGUCCCCACGCCGAAAGUCGACGCCCAGCCUUCGGCGGAGUGGAGCUCAGCGAUCCGCAAAGCUCGCGCCUUUGUCAACCAACUGGAUCUCGAAGAGCUCGUCAACCUUACGACCGGCCAGGGCGCUCACGGGCGCUGUAUUGGCCAGACAGGCGACGUCACUCGACUCAACUUCACUGGGUGAGUGCUUUGAAACGGCUGCAUUGCUCAAAAGAGAAAACUCGGAGCACGUGGCUGACGAAGGCCGGCACGAUUGGCGCACGCAGAAUUUGCUUUCAAGAUUCGCCGCUCGGCGUUCGAUCCACCGAUGGCGUGUCAGCUUUCCCUGCCGCGUGAGUUUAAGACAGCAGCUCAUUAGUGUGUUCAAAUGUGAUCGUGCGACUGACGGGGUCGCACCCCAUCUUGUUGUAGCAUCAACGUUGCCGCGACUUGGGGUGAGCCGUGCUGCGAUUCUUAACCCACCGUGAUAGUGCCUGAACCUGACGUCCAGCCAUUUGGGCUUCGCAGAUAAAGAUUUGAUGUACAUGCGAGGAGCGGCUAUGGGCAGUGAAUUCCGAGGAAAAGUGAGUGUCCGUCCACUUUUCUAGACCCCUCUCCGAGUGCGGAUGGUGCUGACACUUGGAAUUUUGCGAUCGCAGGGGGUCAACGUCGCACUCUCCCCUAUGAUGAACCUUGCACGUACCCCCGAGGCCGGUCGCAAUUGGGAAGGCUUCGGUGGUGAUCCUUACCUGGCCGGCUUCGGUGCCGCGAUGACGAUCAAAGGCAUCCAGAGCACCGGUGUAAUCGCGUGCGCCAAGCAUUAUAUCGCCAACGAGCAAGAGCACUACCGAGGCGGAUCAGGGGCUAUUACAUCUUCUAGUAAUAUCGAUGAUCGAGUCAUGCACGAAGUAUACGUGAGCCUGCUUCACUGCAAGUAUCUCGAGCGCUCCGAAUAGUCAAAGCUGACCGGUGUCCUUCUCUGAUUCAUCGAGGUGCCCUCAGAACCACCCUUUCUCCGAGUCGAUCCGGGCCGGUGUAGGAGCGAUCAUGUGCUCUUAUAACCGCAUCAAUCAGACCCACGCUUGCGAAAACUCGUACCUGAUGAACAAGCUCGCCAAGCAAGACCUGGCGUUCCAUGGCUUCGUCGUCUCGGAUUGGGCGGCCCAGACGAGCGGUGUCAGCAGUGCGCUUGCGGGUCUGGAUAUGUCGAUGCCAGGUCAGUAGAAAUCUUUCUUGGGUAACAAAAGUUUCGUAUACCUACUGAAGACCUAUUUCUUCUUCAGGCUUCCGAUCCUACACCGAGGGGCUGGACAAUCAGCAAAAUCCCGCCAAAUCGAACACUAGUUACUGGGGUGCCGAGCUCGUCAAAGCCGUCAACAACGGAUCCGUGCCCCUCGCUCGAGUCAAGGACGCCGUCACUCGAAGUAUGUUCAUAAGUUCUGCAUUUCCUGAGUCAGGUGAGGAUCCUCGGCGAGCUGUACUUACGCCGUCGCCGGCCUUGAUUCCUUGCGCAGCCAUGGCCGCUUACUACCAGUUGGGACAGGACUCGAAGGACUACCCAGACAUCAAUUUUUCCGCAUUGUGAGCCCAAAUUACUAGACGGAUAGUCCUCCUUCCCCUGAGUGUUUUGUCCAGUUCACAGCACCUUGGACACCUACGAUAGUAAUCGUCGUCUCGUCAACUCGCAUGUCAACGUCUCGUCGGACCACAACAAGCUCGUCCGAGAGAUCGGUGCUGCCUCGAACAUCUUGCUCAAGAAUGUCGCCAACGCUCUGCCGCUCAAGGCCGGCCAGCUAAAAAGCGUGGGAAUCUUUGGUGCUGAGUGAGUGCUAGCUGUGCGCGAUGCUCAUCUCGAGGGCUCGCCAACUGACGGACCUCUUCGCGCUUCGCCUCAGUGCUGGACCUGCCAAGAACGGCCCUAACGAAUUCCCGGAUCGCAGCGGACUUGAUGGCACGCUAGCUAUGGGUUGGGGCAGUGGUGAGUGCCUUGUUUAGAUUCAACGAAGCUUUGGUGACGGAAUCCUUGACGAAGACUUUCCCCUUCCCACGGCCGGCCGGCAGGAACCGUGAAUUUCCCUUAUCUCGUCGAUCCCCUGUCGGCCAUUCGCUACAAGCUUGGUCAGACAAACCCCAAAACCUCCAUCUCCUCUGUGCUCGACAACAACGCUACCAGCGCAAUCCAGCGUCUCGCACGCUUGGUGGAGAAGUGUCUCGUCUUUGUCGCUUCGGACUCCGGAGAAGGUUACCUCACUGUCAAUAACAAUCAAGGCGAUCGCAACGACCUCGAGUUGUGGCAGAACGGCAACCAGCUCAUCUCCAAGGUCGCCAGCCUGUGUUCGGACGUCAUUGUUGUCAUCCACUCGGUUGGCGCAAUCGAUAUGGAGUCAUGGAUCGACAACAAGAACAUCACCGCGGUCGUGUUGGCAGGCCUGCCGGGACAGGAGUCGGGCAACUCCCUCGUCGACGUCCUGUUUGGCGACGUCAACCCUUCGGGAAGGCUUCCGUACACCAUUGGCAAGAAGAGGAGUGACUAUGCGGCUGACGUGCUUUGUAUGUCCAAUGUGCUAGCGCGCGGUCUUUAGUUGCCCAAGCAUGUCGCUGAUGAUGACGUCGACUGCUUACCUUCAGACAAAUCGAGCAUGGCAGUCCCGCAAAUCACCUACAGUGAGGGUCUCUUCAUCGACUAUCGCUGGUUCGACGCCAAGUCCAUCGCGCCUCGCUUCGAGUUCGGCUUUGGGUUGUCAUACACCACGUUCCGCUAUUCGGCACUGAGCGUGACGGCGCUGUCCCAGGGGGGAAGUACCACCAAGUCGAACCUCUACCACGACUUCUACUGCAUCACAUACCAAGUCACCAACCGCGGUCCAGUCGAUGGCGCCGAGGUCUCACAGGUCUACCUCGCAUUCCCUCCGAGCGCUCAAGAGCCCCCAAAAGUGCUCCGCGACUUUGCUCGAACGUUUCUCAAGAACAGGACGGGCUCGACAGUCACGAUCAAAUUGAACCGUAAGGCUUUCUCGAUCUGGGACGUCGCCUUACAGUCUUGGAAGGUACCCAAGGGUGACUUCACCGUAUUUGUCGGCGCGAGCUCGAGGGACAUCCGGCUGCGAUCCGCCAUCGUGAACCCUUCGGCAUCGUGA
This is a messenger RNA of Microbotryum saponariae, 3419 nucleotides long. The record is from the annotation of a GenBank genome assembly. NCBI's taxonomy places the organism in Eukaryota, Fungi, Basidiomycota, Microbotryomycetes, Microbotryales, Microbotryaceae.